GACACCCCCCGCCAGGGCUCCACCGCGCCCCCUACUAGCUCUGGGCGUCAUGACCACACCGGUCGGACUCUCUACCGUCUUCGUCUCGAGAAGUUCAUUCAUUUUCCCCUCGCUCAUCCUUGACCAAAUGGCCAAGUUAAAUGUACUCUGGAGAAGCUGAAUUUGGAUCAAGCGAAAGCCAGUCUCGCUCGCAUCCUUUUAGAAAGGCGAUCGAUCGGUCUCUCUCUCUCUGCCUUCAUCUGUCUUUCUGACUCGGCUCUUGAGCCUUCUCCGGCUCUCCUCUGAGUGUGCUGAGAUGUGUCCAUCCCUCUCAUCAAACACACACACACACACACACUCUCAAAUCCAAGGCCUCUGUAGAUUGUGAUGAUGCUCAUCGGGCUUGGUGUGCCACGGAUCAUAGGAGCAUCCGAUUUCUGGGCUCCGCCGUGUGGGGAAACUCAAAGUCACAUUAUGGGAGCUGUGGUGAUUGAUGAUGGUCCAGCUGGAGUUAAAGCCCCAGAUGGUGGCUGGGGCUGGGCUAUUCUCUUUGGGUGCUUUGUCAUCACUGGAUUCUCUUAUGCCUUCCCAAAGGCCAUGAGUGUUUUCUUUAAGGAGCUUAUCCGGGAGUUUGGUGUUGGAUAUAGUGACACUGCAUGGAUCUCCUCCAUUCUGUUGGCAAUGCUUUAUGGAACAGGCCCUCUGUGCAGCAUGUGUGUCAAUCGGUUUGGUUGCCGUCCUGUUAUGCUGAUUGGAGGCCUCUUUGCUUCGGCAGGGAUGACCAUUGCUUCCUUCUCCACUAAUAUAAUUCAGAUCUACCUUGCUGCGGGUGUCAUUACUGGAUUGGGUCUGGCGCUCAACUUCCAGCCAUCACUCAUCAUGCUGAAUCGUUACUUUAACAAACGGCGACCUUUGGCCAAUGGGUUGGCUGCAGCUGGAAGCCCCGUGUUUCUUUGUGCUCUUUCACCCUUGGGGCAGGUACUACAACAUGAAUAUGGAUGGCGAGGAGGAUUUCUCAUCUUGGGGGGAUUGCUUUUGAACUGCUGUGUUUGUGGAGCUUUGAUGAGACCUUUGGAUGCUCCUAAAAAACCUGAAGCUUCCAAAGAGGCCUCUGAGAAACAAAUCAAGAAGAAGCUUCUGGAUUUCAGUGUCUUCAAAGAUCGCGGUUUUUUAAUCUAUACAGUUGCUGCAUCCAUCAUGGUGCUGGGCUUAUUUGUGCCCCCAGUCUUUGUAGUGAGCUAUGCUAAGGAUCUGAAGUAUGAGGACACCAAAUCGGCUUUUCUUCUGACCAUUCUUGGAUUCGUUGAUAUAUUUGCUCGGCCUCUUUGUGGAAUAGUAGCUGGUUUGAAGUGGGUUAGGCCCCGUUGUGUUUACCUCUUUAGCUUUUCUAUGUUCUUUAAUGGUUUUACUGAUCUCAUGGGCUCCAUGUCCUACAAUUAUAGUGGACUGGUGGUCUUCUGUAUUUUCUUUGGCAUUUCCUACGGAAUGGUUGGUGCUCUUCAGUUUGAAGUUCUCAUGGCUAUCGUUGGUACACAGAAGUUUUCCAGUGCCAUUGGCUUAGUUCUCCUGGCUGAGGCAAUGGCUGUUCUAGUUGGACCACCUUCAGCAGGCAAACUCUUGGAUGCAACACACAGAUAUAUGUUUGUUUUUAUUAUGGCUGGUGUGGAAGUCGUUACUUCAGCUGUGGUGCUGGCUGUCGGAAAUGCCUGCUGUAUUAAAAGACCAGUGGAAGCGCACACCAAAGAAGAUGCAGCUGAAAGAGAGGAAUUAAACAAACCCGAGGCCAAAACACCUGGAGAUGCUAAGGUGGACUCUAUUGAAGUGGAACACUUUCUGAAAGAUGAAAAAAAUGGAGAAGUUGUAACUAACCCAGAAACCUGUGUGUGAAUGCGACCAGGACAAAUGCCAAAUUUCUAGGGAGAGAGUCAGAUAAUUUCAACACUCUUAUUUAUUUUACAAACAAGACUAGCUUAGGGCUGGGCCAUCUUGUUUGGAAACUGGAGGCCAACCAGCUCGUGAAAUCACUCUUUGGAAGCUGGCUUGUUUUAAAAUCUUUCUCCCUGCUUAAAACAGGAUUGAUCUUCAAGUUAAGCUGCUUGGGCGUAGCUACUGCUGUAAGCUAAAACAAAUGGCCCUCUAAACACAUGUAGAGGCCCUGCUAUGCGUCAUCAGAAAAUGCACACUUGGAUGGCAAUGUAUUUUAACUAGAGAGGACUUAAAUAUAAAUGUUUCUAUAAUACAGAGGAAAUAUCCAUCUGUUUUUGUGUGUGUGAUGCACCUCAAUAUAUCUUCCAUGUCUUUGUCUGCUUUAGGAGGAAUGGCUUAGCAAGGAGAAAUCUCAGGGACUUGGUAGUCUCCAGUAGGUUUUCCAGCCUAUUUCCAAAUAUGUUUAGAUCAUUUGGCUCAGCCCUAAUCUAAUUUUGAUAACUUGUAAAAUUUUCAGUGACUUUUGUUUUGUUAAAUGUAUUUUUAUGAGUUUUUUGCUUUUGUUUUAAUUGUUCUUUUUAUUGGAAAUGUUAUACAUGUACCAAAAAAGGCACUGCGAUCCUUCCUGGGAAACUUCAGAAUGGCUAUUCCCAAGUGAUGUGCAAACAAAAGGAAAGUCAUGGUUAGUUUUAACAGGCCAAUAGAGGAAUCCCUGUGUGCUGCCUACUGAACUCCGCUUUAAAUCCAGCCCAUUCAGAACAUGUCUUGCAUUAAUUACUGCCUAGAUGUCAUUCAUAUAGGAAGCCCUUCCAAAAAUAGCUGAUGGGCAUUCCUUUCUAGAAGAGGGCCUCCAACAGGCUUCCAGAUUAAACUGGAGGAGGGGGAACAUACAGGUGUCACAGACCGCCUGUGAGGGCAGGAGCAAAAAUAUAAUAUAAAAAGGUGCUAUCCUAAUACAUUUUUAUAAAUAGUGUACCACUUCCAUUGUGAGGCAUUUAAUGGGAUUGUCAGCUGUUACAAAAUGGAAUAGAUUAAAGGAGAAUGCAUUGGGGCAAAUAAGGUAGGCUUGUAUUCUCCCACUCAUAUUCUUCUGAAUGAAAACUCUGUUGGUGCAACUAUUCCCUCUCUGUGACUUGCAGCAGCCAGUGAAGUGACAUUUGAGCAUUCAGAUGGCAAAAUACGUCAUUUGGAACAGAAGUGGGGUUGACUCUGCAGGGGUGACAAGAAUUUAGUUGGAAACACAAUGCUGGGGAAAGUUUUAACUCCCAGCUUCUCCCUGUUUAAAAGAGCCGCUAGACUGGUCAACAAGUGGAAGCAAUCCUGCCAUGCAAACUGCCACUUCAUGCAUUUUUAUCACAUUUCUCUCACAGAACGGUAAGACUUUAUCUGCUCCUUCAGAAAGCAUUUUAAAGGUGGGUUGCUGAUUCUAAAGGCUUGUAUACACAAUUAGAGGUAUCGGGGGUUCUUUCAAAGGUGAGUGUUUCAGGGUUACUUGUCUUGCAUGACAACCCCUGUCUAUAUAAAGAAGUUGAUAUAUGAUACAUGAAACUUUGGUGCACCAAACCUCAUUUGUUUUCAAAGGGUAUAAAUUUCCUUCUAUGGUCUGGUAAGGGGUGACGAAAUGGCACCUGGCCUGGCACAUGAGGUGUCUAGCCAGCUGGUUACUAUAUGAUACUCAUGCUCCACAAGCUCACUAUACAGGUACGAUGACCUGAUAGCAGAAGCACCUUGACUUCCUCUUCUGCCAUUCCUUACACCAUGCAUAUGUAAAAAAUGCCAGGCUCUGGGUGGAGGGGAGAAUGAUAAGGAUGCAUGUCAAUCCUUGUUGAAGCUGGCCGGAAGAGCAAGGCAAGACACUUCUGCCAUGCACUCUGACCCCAGCAACCACGUCAGAUUCAUGUACGGUCUCAGCUUGGCUGGUGUGUGCGCAUGCAUGUAUGUCCAACCCCACUGAGCUAGGAAAUUGUCACUUGUUUACAGAACCACUUACAUAAGGACAAAAGUGUGUUACUAGUUUCCGAGUUAUAAUUACUGGCCACGUUCUGUCAGGUGUUAAAUAAUACCUCUUUCCCUAAAAAUGCAGUUAGAUAUUAGCCCUGUUCAGCCAUCCCUUCUUAUGUGAUUCAAAGGGUGGGGCACACUUGCUUACCCCUGUCCUUCCACCAUGAUCCCAACAGCCUGUACCUGCAGCCCUCCACACAUUCAAACUAAACUUCUGCAGCGAGGAAAGUAGGCUCCUUACUGGGGAAGUUCAGUUCAAACAUGUAGAGGGCUGCAGGGAGGAGCUGAUGGGAACAUGAUGGACAGGGCAAGGCCAUCAAGUGCAUUUGCUCCUCACACAAUUGGAAUUGCAGGAGGAGGAAUGAAUGAAUAGGGGUAUUGUUAAAACACAAAGUAGAAAAUAAAUAAAACAGUUCCAAUCUUUAUCAUAAUUUUGACCAAAGAGGGACUGUGCUGAUUAUUUCUUUUGAUAACAUUACAUUUAGCAGAAACUUUUAUUCUUCUGUAUUUAGUUGGUCAAACCCAGGCAAAAACUACUUCACAGAAGUUAGGUCAACCUCAGCUUGGAGUACAUAGCUUCUUGGGUGCAGAUACCAAGAUACAGAGCUAAGCUAAGUUAACUAAGGUAACUUACAUUAUGAGAUGGUACUGAAUGCUUGGAGUACCAAAAUAAGAUGUCAGUUUGAUGAAAUGACGUAGUGAUUCAAAAUGGUAGACUAAGACAGAGCUGUACCACCUAAAAGGUUUGCAAGGGAGGGUGUGCCAGUGUCUUUUGAAAAACAAUCAGCUAUGGAUUCCAGAAAAGGGGUCAAACUAAAGAACCAUUAGCUGGCUCUUCAACAAAGCUAAAAUUUCAUUCAUACGGUCCUUAAUCAAGUGUUUGAUAACCACUGAUAUAGUGAGAACUUAAUGCUGGAUAUUGAAUUAAAGUGUAUUUACAGGCAAGGUAAAUAUUUUACUAUAUUCACUAAUAUAUUUGUAACAGUAUUUUCCUAGAAAUGCGUUCACCAAGUAUUUAUUUGAGAACCCAAUGCAUUGGUAAUAUACAACCCCUCCUUGUCCUCUUCUAGCUGCAGAUCAUGCAGAAUUCUGCCUAUGCCUGUUUGUUUGGUUUCAAGACUUUUAGGAAAUAUGUGCUCCAUUACACUGACUCCUGUGGGUAACCAUAGAACUCUUUCAAUACCAUACAUCUCCUGGAUUGUGCUGAGGGGAAACAACAAUCACGUUAUCAAAUAUUAUACUCUGUAUUAUUAAACCUCAGUGUGAAAUUCACUUCCAGUCCUGGAGAACAAUAUACUGAUUUUACUAAUGUGGUAUAUAUUAAUUACUCCCCCUCCCCAAUGAUUCAAAAGCUAUUUGUCAAGGAGUGAGUAGGGUUGCUGUUUUGAUAAAAAAAUAAUAAUAGUAAUAAUAAAAGACUCUGAAAUGGAGCUCAGUAGCCCUCUGGAUCACAGCCUACAGACAAAAGGAGAGAAAAGAGAUGGGAAAUGGGAAGUGUGAUCAAUGGGGAAGUGUUGUUUACACCUUACAAGACUUUGCCAAACUAUUGUUUUGAACAGUCACAAAUGUUAAGAGAAAUAAUGCACCCUUGAUCUCCUUCAGUCCAAAGAUCCUGCUAGCUGUAAUUUUUUUAGGGGCACAAAUUUAGCUAGUGUGUAGAGAGCACAGUAUUACAGAAAUCAGAAACACAAAGGAAGGUAAUACCUUUUAUUGAGACAAUUUCUUUGAGUGAGACAGAACAUACAUUUGAGCUUCAUAAAUUUCUUCUCAAGGCAGAAAACGGCUUACAUGUUUUUGUCUACACACAAAAGAAACGAAGAAAAGGUGGGGGGGAGGAACUUAACCUUUUCAUUGACUAGAUCUUAUCAACUCCGUAUCCCUUUUUUAGAGGCCAAAAUCUCUAUAGAAAUUGUCCAUGUACAAUUAAGAACAUCUUCACAAUUUGCUUUGACAACGGCAAGGAAUAAAAGAACUCCUACCUCUUGGUGCAGAUAUGUACAGUGAAGUUUGAACACUGGCUUUUAUUAGGUACAUACUAUAACUUGCACAGUUUUUUUCUCUUAUUCCAUUCAGCUGUUUUUUACAAGGGAUACAUGGAAACAUGUAUGUGUGCAUACAGAUGUGCAUACAAGGUGUUAAUGCAGGAUAAUGCAUUCACAAAUGAAAACGAGCUACAGCAGCUUACACACAUACCCUUUGAUCCAAAGACUUGUGCGUGCUCAAGUAUACACAUACAUCUCUUGCACAGACCAAGGUUCUCAUUCUUUCAAAGGCUGCAGCACACACAAAGAUAUGCAGCAUAGAUCAACAGCAUGCCCCUCUGAAAUGAAUGGGGAAGAUGAUCUGUGCAGGGGAAACACUGUGUCCGUUGAUAUUCCUAUGCACAGAUUGCUGGAUUCAGAUACCCUAACAGACAAAGUGUUAAUGGAGGUUCUUGACUACAAAAAGCAAAAUUACAAAAUUAUUUUUAUUCUCUUUUAAAAUACACAAUAUAUAAAUACAUAUGUUUUUAUCCAUUUGGAGCAGGAAAGAAAGCAAUUGAACCAAAUAUAUUGAAAUGAUGCAACAGACCUUUAAAUUGUGACCAAGAGCCUUGUUUCCUUCCCUUCAACACACAAUUGCUGCUAGCAGCUUAACGCACCUCCGUGGGACGUGAUGAGGGUGGACAAGUGCAACACGUUUAGGACCGAUACAUUCUGGUGGGUCCCAUUAACACAUCACAUCAACUCCCCUCUACACUAUUUUAUCCAGAGUCUAUGCAAUUCUUUUCAUGGUUUAAUAAAAAUAGCCCCCUUCUACGAUUAUCACCAUGUGACAACACUCACAUGUUUGCCUUCUUCAUUUUCAAAGUGCAGUUGCUGAUGCUGCAAUGCAGAAGCUGUAAGGCAGUGGUGAUGGAGGGUUCCCAGAACAAAGCUCUUGCGUGCUAUGGAUAUUACUGUGGGCAGGAUUUGCCUGUCUCAUCUGUCGGUGUGUGUGCGCGUGUGUGUACACGUGGCUGUGUACAAGUGCGUGCUUGUGACAGGUUUGAUGCGAGUGAAGUCACUUGUCCCUGCUUUUAUGUACAUGCACUUUAAUGAGAUGUGGAUGUCAAGUCAAUGUAAUUUGGAUUUAUGCUUUUCUAGUGAACUGUUGCAACCAUAGCGAAUAAACUUAUUUAUUUUGUUGUCAA
Messenger RNA from Rhineura floridana, 7078 nucleotides. RefSeq names its product solute carrier family 16 member 3 (gene SLC16A3). Lineage: Eukaryota; Metazoa; Chordata; Lepidosauria; Squamata; Rhineuridae. The transcript is spliced from 5 exons. Gene Ontology annotation, molecular function: monocarboxylic acid transmembrane transporter activity. Gene Ontology annotation, cellular component: membrane. Bases 367 to 1866 code for a protein of 499 amino acids. The record is from RefSeq and is a predicted model, not a curated record. Gene Ontology annotation, biological process: transmembrane transport; monocarboxylic acid transport.